CUUCGUGACGUUUGAACGGUUCGAAUCUACACGCGACGACCCCACACGCGCGCGUCACCACACACUCGCACUCGUACGUUAACCGUUUCCACUAUCCACUAGCCACUAUCCACUGGCCAACCGCUAACCGUUACGAUGUUCAAAGGACAUCUAUAGCCCCAACGCCGACGCCGACGCCAAUACAAAACCCAAACCAACAAUCGAGUGGAUGCAAAAUAGAAGCGGAGCGCAGCUUUGCACGUGACUGGAGCGGGGAAUGUUAAAGGACGCCGAGGAGUUGAUUAAACGCCGCACACUGACGUCGCGCCACAUGAACGACUUUGGACGCCAGGUGGCGGCCCUACCGCUGCCCCUGCCACUGCUGGCCAAGACCCCCACCAGCGAGCACGGCCCCAUGCACUCCACACCCCCCACAACGCCGCCCACGCCGCCGCCCCUGCCGCUGAACAUGAGCCAAACGGCCACUGGAGCGGCCGCGGUGGCCCACACAUCGCCAGCCGGCCACAGUCCACCGGCCACGCCCACGUCGGUGGGCGGGGGAGCCGUGGUGGCAACGGCCCCGCAGGAUCACUACAGCCUGCGCUGGAACAACCAUCAGAACCACAUCCUGCGGGCCUUCGACGCCCUGCUGCAGACCAAGACGCUGGUGGACGUGACCCUGGUCUGCGCGGAGACCUCCAUACGGGCCCACAAAAUGGUCCUGUCCGCCUGCUCGCCCUUCUUCCAGCGCGUGUUCGCCGAGACGCCCUGCAAGCACCCGGUGAUUGUGCUCAAGGACUUCCGCGGCUGGGUGGUCCAGGCGAUUGUGGACUUCAUGUACCGCGGCGAGAUCAGCGUGCCCCAGCAGCGACUGCAGACCCUGAUCCAGGCCGGGGAGUCGCUGCAGGUGCGGGGGCUCGUCGAGAGCUCCGUUCCGGAGCACACACCCACGCCAGCGGCGUCGCCCGACGACUUUGGCCUGCUCGAUGCCUCGAUGCUCUCCUCCAGCUUUGAGGACGAGUCGCCGUCGAGGGUGCGAGCCUCUCAGGCAGCGGCAGCGGCAGCGGCAGUAGCGGCGGCGGCGGCUGGGAAGCUGAUCAUGCCCGCCCGGCAGCACCUCUUCGGCAACCACCCCGCGAGCUCGAUGGCGGCGCUGAGUCUGCGCCGGAAGAGGGAGCAGGAGUGCGAGCGGGAUCGCGAGCUCGAGAGCGACCAGGAGCUGGGCGGAAGCUCGCCGAUGCCCAGACGCAAGCAGGCGCGACCCCGCCGUCGCUCGGGCGACGUCCCGCACGACUUUGCCCUGAACAAGCCCGAGGCGGAACCCCUGCAAACUGUGAUCAAGCACGAGCUGCUCGAGAGAAUGGAGCGGGGCGAGGAAGAGGAGGAGGAGGAGGAGGGCCAGGGCCAGCAGGAGUCGUCGCGGGCCUCAGAGGCGUCCCAGGAGCAGCCGAAGGAGAAGCGGCCCAAGCCCGAGGACAGCGAACAGCCUCUGAAUCUCAACGAGAGCCACCGGCACGAGCCGCAGCGGGAGCGGGAGCAGGAGCUGGAGGAGGAGGAGGAGGAAGAGGACCACGAGCAGGAUCAGGAGGACGAGGAGGAGGAACAGGACAUUGAAGAGCUUAUACACACGACGAACGAGCUGAGGCGGCAGGCGGCUGUGGCGGCCGCCAAUGCGGCAGCCAUGUCGCCCAUCCCCUCCCCCUGCCCCAGCGACGGGCCCGAGGACCUCUGCACCACCAAGAAGGACAAGGACACCGGCCACACCGGCCACACCGGCCACACCAGCCACACCAGCCACUCCAGCCACACCAGCCACACCGCCCACUCAUCCGAUUGUGAAUCGAACAACAACAACAACAACAACAACAACAACAGCAGCAAGCUGCAGGACAACAACCAGCGGAUCAUGCUCUCCCUGAAGGACAUCCGACAGCUGAACGCCAACCCGAACGCCUCGUCCACGCCCAUCCACACGCCCACCAGCUGCUCGGCGGGGGGCAACGGACUGCUGAGCUUCCCGCCGCCUGGGAUGCGGCCGCCCGGCCUCCCGGACAGCCCGCCCUGCCACAUGGAGGCGCUGGAGGCCCAGAUGCACGCCGCAGCCGCUGCGGCCGUGGCUGCCGCCGGCGCUGGGGAGCAUCCCUUCCACCACAUGGAGCACCAGAUGGAGAUGUCGCUGGCGGCGGCGGCUGCGGCCGCAGCCAUGCACCAGCGGGACCCGCGAGACCCGCGCGACCACAGCGCCUUUGCCAACAGCAUGCUGGGGCCCAUGGGCAUGUCCCCCUUCGGGGGACCCAACGGCGGGCCGCCCGGGAGCAGUGGCGGCCCCGGCGGCGGAUGUCCGGGCCAGGCGCCGCACGAGCGGCUCGAGGAGAGCAUGAACCGGCUCAGCAAGGAGCUGGGCAAGGAGUUCGGCAAGGACUUUGCCAAGGAGUUCGGCCCCUCCUCGCCGAUGAGCCUGCCCGGACACUUCAAUCAGCAGGACGGACAUCCUGGACACACGCAUCCGCCAUCGCCGCUGCCGUUUCCCGGCAUGUCCUCCGCCAUGACGCUGACGCCGCCGCACAUGUUUGGCCUGGACUCGCCGCUCGGCCUCUUUCCGCCCGGCAUCGAUCCCGGCAAGCUCUACAAUCCGCUCAUGGAGAUGAGCGAUCCGCGGGACAUGCCCGGCGGGCCACCGCCGUUCCUCAAGAAGAAAAUGCCACGACCCAAGGGACAGCACUCGGCCCCACGGGGCGGACCACCUCGCUCUUGGACCAACACAGAGCUGACGGAGGCCCUGCAGCACGUGUGGAACAAGAAGAUGACCACCUCGCAGGCCUCCCGCAUCUUCGGCAUUCCGUACAACUCCCUGCUGAUGUAUGUCCGCGGGAAGUACGGCAAGAGCCUGAAGCUGGAGCAGCUCCGCAAGGACUGCAUCAGCGGGCCACCCAUCGAGAUGCUCCAGAUGGGCAUCAGUGGGGGCAGCGGGGGCGGCGGCGGCGGCUCCGGCAAGAGCGAGAAGAACAAGGACCGCAAGGACAAGGACAAGGAGAAGGGCUCUUCGAGCAACAACACCUCGGGCAGCUCGGGCAAUGGCAGUGGCAAUGGCAGUGGCAGUGGCAACGGCAACGGACCCCACAGCGGCUCCGGCAGUGGCAACGGUCCCCUCAUGCCCCAUCCCAGCGACCUGGGCUCCUUGGGGCCACUCGACCUGGAGCUGGGACUGCCACUGGGUCCGCCGGGCGGGCCCCGGAGCGGCAGCUCGGAGCCUGAUCUGCUGGGCGGACCCAACGCCCUGUUCAAUCCCUUCAAUCCGCAAGGAUUCUACCCCGACUUCUCCGGCGGCUUCCCGGGACUGCCGUUGAGCAUGCUGAAUCUCCUGCCGCCGGCAGAGCGGCACCAUGCGGCGGCCGCCAUGCACCAUCUGGGCGUGACAAUGGACGAGGACUGCAAGUCGGUGGGCUCCAAGCAGUCCUCCUCCAUGGACGACGACUUUGCCGGCCAGGGCAUGUCCCUAUCGCUGGAGCAGCGGCGCGAGAUGGCCGCCACGGGGCCGCCCCUGACGCAGCUGAAUGGCGGGGGGGCAGGGCAGGAUUGAAACAUGUGGCGGGAUUGGGCAACCGGGGCUGCCAAUCCAAUAUACUUCCCGCCCUUCGAGCUCGACCAGGAGCAGAGUCCGGCACUGGGUCACCACAUGGCCUGUCGCGAGCUCAGCUUCAAGCCCGGCCCGCUCUUCAUGGCCCGGCGCAAGCUGAAGCGCUAUCGGGCCAAGCGGCCGCUGCAGCUCCAGAUGCAGAUGCAG
Messenger RNA from Drosophila persimilis, 3763 nucleotides. It is a transcript of the gene lov, whose product is annotated as protein jim lovell. Gene Ontology annotation, molecular function: protein binding; DNA binding. The transcript has 4 exons. The record is from RefSeq and is a predicted model, not a curated record. Gene Ontology annotation, biological process: regulation of transcription by RNA polymerase II. Gene Ontology annotation, cellular component: nucleus. NCBI's taxonomy places the organism in Eukaryota, Metazoa, Arthropoda, Insecta, Diptera, Drosophilidae. Bases 257 to 3559 code for a protein of 1100 amino acids.